Molecule: messenger RNA, 882 nt
Organism: Serpula lacrymans var. lacrymans S7.9
Lineage: Eukaryota; Fungi; Basidiomycota; Agaricomycetes; Boletales; Serpulaceae
Exons: 3
Coding region: 1-882 (293 amino acids)
Cellular component (GO): nucleus
Molecular function (GO): DNA binding
Source: RefSeq, a predicted model, not a curated record
AUGCACCUGCAACUUCCUCCAGUGCAGAGAUCAAGACAGAACCUUACACUAGCAGACUGGCUUGCUGUCUUCACCUACAUCGAUACCCACCCCAAAACACCACAAGCAGACAUUGUUGCACACUUUUGCACCUUGAAAUCAGGAGUGCUGAUCUUCACGCAGUCGACUUUAUCAUGGAAACUGAAGGAUUGCAUCGCAUUGGAGGCUUGCAUCAAUGACAAUCCAAGUGCUUUGUCAGCAAAACACCCGCGGAUUGUGACAAGACCUGAUGUCAAGAAGGCCUUAGUCCUGUGGAUCCAGAGCAUGGAAGCUAGGGGCGAGCACUUUACUGGGCUGAUGCUGAAGGAGAAGCAGAAGCGCUUUGAAGAUGAUUUUCAGGUGCCAAUUGAGGAGCGGCUGAUAGGUGAUGGAUGGGUUGCAUCCUUUUGUAGGACCUACAACAUCCAAGAGUAUUGCCAGCAUGGUGAGGCAGGGUCAGUUAAUCUUGACGCAGUCAGUGCUGAGCGUGAGCAGUGCCAAAAGAUUCUCUUGCAAUAUGCUCCAAGAGAUCAGUUGAAUUUUGACAAAACAGGCUUAUUUCCAUUCGCUCCACCAGACCGAGGCCUCGCAACAAAGCAAAUGAGUGGGAAGAAAAAGGAGAAGUUCCAAAUCUCCGCCUUGUCUGGGCGAUAUUCGGAUGGAGACUGGAGGCCAGCAUUGAACACCCUUAUGGAUGCUGAAGGUGACACAGAAGCUGUGAUUGCCACAGUUGAAAGUCUUGCAAAUGCAGCUGCCAGUCAAACAGGCCUCAAGAUACAAAUACCUGCACUUCCAAAACUGCUGCUGCAGCUCAGUAAUAUUGAAGAUCAGCUAGAAAAUGCAAUUGGGGAACUCAAAUCUUGA